AAAAAAAGGGAAAGAAAUAUUCGAAAAAAAAACAGCCAAAGAACACAGAAAGCGAAGCGUAAAAAACAUACACAAAACAAAAUAUCCUUUAGGUGAAUUCGAGAGGCAGAUCGAAAAAAUGCUGCAUCCCCGUUGCCUGCUCUCGUUCCUGGGACUCUGCCUGGUGAUCAGUCUGGCCUUGAACUGCGAUGCUAGAGCGGUGAACGUGAGCAACACCUGGACAAUGCCGCAGGAGGGCUUGAACGUCUUCUAUCGCUUCUUCCGCGAUCGCAUCUCCUGGUUCGAAGCGGACGCCGUGUGCCAGUUCCAUCACGCCAAUCUGGUGACGGUCGACAACAGUUUUCAAUUCGAUGCAACGCGCGACCUGCUAAGGGAAUUGGAUGUGAACGACAUCGUUUGGAUUGGUCUCAUGCGACCGCAGAACUCGGAUCGUUUUAUGUGGUCCAACUCCCGUCCCUUGGUGGCGGACACUGGCUACUGGGCAGAAUCGUUGCCCCUGAUGGAUGCUCCGCUCUGUGCCGUAAUCGAUCCAAUCCGUGAUUACCGCUGGCAUGCCCUGCGAUGCGGUGGCCCCGAGACUGCCUCCUUUCUAUGUGAGAUGCCAGUGCCCAGCUGGGCGGAUGCAUGCAUCCUGAAGGACAUGCCCAACCUGACCAUGCAAUAUAUGGCGGACACGGCCAGCAUUGAGCUCAUUCGCAACUGUCAGGAGGAGGGAUUGCUAAGGCACACCUGCAAGGGCAAGGAGGACCGUGAGCGUGCCAUUGGCCAGCUGAUCUGUCCCAAGGAGCGCCUGGAGGCCCAGCGCAUUACGGACAUCACCAACUCGCACUUCAAGUCGCUGCAGAUCAUCAAAAACAUUCGCACGGACAACAAUGAGAACAAUGACAUCGAUUUGCUACCCAACUACGGAUCCCGCAUGGCCAUCAACAUUCAGGUGGCGCCGCCAGUUCAGCGCGUCUCCUCUGUUUCUGGUCUGGGGGAACUCAUGCAAUCGGAUGCCCCCGGCAUGGUGUCCAUGUCGGGUCUCUAUAGGAUACCGGAUCAGGUGCCCAAGCCGGUGAAGAAGGCGGCCAAGAAGGUGAUUGUUCCGGAUUUCGCCAAGAAACUGCAGAGUCACCAGCAACAUCAGCAGCAACAGCAGCAGCAGCAGCAGCAAAAGUCCAGAAAGACAGUGGUCAAAGAACACAAGGAGGAGAUGAUGAUGGGCGACCAGCCGGCACUUAGCGAGGAGCAACUGCCCCCGGGCAUGGCUUUUGGAAUGGGUUUGCCUCUUAACGAGGAUGAGGAUAGCAACAGUGAUGCCUCUAAUGAAAUAUUUGAACACUUGCCGCACAAAAAGAAGAUUUUGCCGCAGGAUCUGCGCACCAUGUCGCCGAUUUUGGAGGCCAAACCAACAGCAACAGCAGCAACAACAACAACAAAAGUUUCAACAACUGAAGCACCAACAACACCUAAUGACACUCCUGUAAUUACCACACCAAAAACUGUAGACACCACCAGCUCUCAGCCGGCGGCAACAAGGGGCGUGGUAACAGAGACAGUCACAACACCAACAAAAGAGCCAAUUACAACAACAGCCAAGGCAGCGAAGAGAGAGUCACAGCCUGAGCCCGAACCAUCAACUACAACAACAGCAACGACCACAAGCACAGAGAAGCCUAAGCAAGCAACAGCGGUCGCAACAACGACACUGAAGCCACAACAAUCAACGUCAACAGAAAAACCACAACAAUCAACAACAACAGAAAAAUCUAAGCAAUCAACAACAACAGUAAAAUCCCAACCAACAACAACAACAGAAAAAUCCGAACAAUCGACAACUACAGAGAAAUCUCAGCAAUCAACCACAACAGAAAAAUCUCAACAGUCAUCAACCACAGAAAAAUCCCAACCAUCAACAACAACAGAAAAAUCCCAGCCAUCAACAACAACAGAAAAAUUCACAAAAUCACCAACAACAGAAGCCCAACCAACAACAGAAAAAUCCCAACGAACAACAACAACAGAAAAAUCCCUACCCUCAACAACAACAGAAAAGUCCCAACCAUCGACAACAACAGAAAAGUCCCAACCAUCGACAACAACAGAACAACAACAUGCAACGCACGUCAACGAAUCCGCGGACAACACACGCUUCAUACCACCAAUGUUGUUGGUGAAGUCGCACUAUGUGCCGCCGUCAAAGCAUGCCAGCGAACAUGCAACAAUUACCACAACUCCGGCGCCAGCAACAGCCGCAGCUAAUGAAAUCAAAUCGAAUGCCACACCAGGAGUAGCAGCAGAAGCAGCCGCAGCAGCAGCAACAGUCACAUCAACAACUGCAAAUCCCGAGAAGCAGGCCAAGAAGAAGGAGGACGAGGGAGACUCCAAGGUAGAGACUGCUUCCGAGGAAGGCGAGCCACCGGAACAGGAGGAGGCAGCCACCACGCGGCACAACUUCCUGGAGGAAACUGAGGCGCCAUUCAAGCCGAAUCGACGACGCUCACUAACCAAGCCGGAAACAGUUAGCUACUUCAAGAAGAUCCUGGGCUAGACACCACCCACACCACACACACCACCCGCACAUCCCCAAGUACGAGACGCAGCAGGAGCAGUAGCAAUCCGCACUAUUAACCCAUAACAACAGCCACACUGAGAAAAAUAAAAUAAAAUAGUAGCAAGUAAGUUCAACACACAGAGAGAGAGCUCCUCCCGAACUUUGCACGUAAUUGGUUGAGAAUCAGAGAGAUGGCUCGAACCCAAACCAAAACCCAAAUGGCGCAACGCGUUCCAGGCCAUUUCCCACGUCCCGUGUCCCGUGUCCCGUGUCCCGUGUCCCCAUCCCAAAACCCACAUCCUCAUCCACACAUUCCGGCCAAAGUUUUGUUGGGAAGAGAAAACUGAACUGAACUGAACUCCAUGCCACGUCCCGCUUCCACUGAACUUGUGUUGUCUCCGGCAGAAAUGCCGGAAAUCCAAGCUGUUAGUCAACGCCAGGCGGAAACGCAAAGAAAACUCGACUCAACUAGACUCGACUCCACUUGCCAGAGUACCGAAUAUGUCAAUUUUUCACCAACAAAAAAAAAGGAAAAUGAAAAUGAAAAUAAAACCAAAAACAAACAUACGCACACGAGAUAGAGAGACACAGAUGAUACACUUGCAGGUAACACAAGGUGGCAGGUGGGCACUGAGAAAAUAAAUGGGAAAGUCCUCAAGAUGGCAAAAAAUAAUAUUAACCAAGUGUCAGUCAAGAUUAGAUUUUAACUAAAUGAGAUUGAAACAUGUCCAAGAUUAAAUUAAUUUAAAAUUGACACUAUUUAAUUUAUUCAGAAACAAACAAGAGUUAAAACCCUUUGGGAAUUCAACCACAGAUAAAGAAAAUUUAUAAUUUUUUACUUACUGAGAAAAUUACACAAGGCCCAGAUGUUUUUCGCUCAGUGUGGAGUCAUUGGGAGUCUGUCAGAAGAAGGCGACUAACACGAAUGGGGGAAAAGCAAAGGCGGGAGACGAAAGGACAAAAGACAAAGGACGAGGGAGUGUGUGCAUAGCAAAGGCCAAAUCUAAAGAACGAUAAAUACUAAAAGAAAAGUGUUUACAAAACGUAUACAUAAGGCGUCUGUUUUGGAUUUUCGCUUAUUCGGCCUACGAGUCACAAGGAAAUCAUAGAAGGAAAAGUGCGAGUCACAAGGAAAAUUGCAAGCUGGAGCAAUUACUCGAACUCAGCUUUCCACUUACCGCAUUUUCCGUUUGCUUUCAAAUCCACAAAGGUCUUCAAAAUUGUGUUGUUUAGUUCCCAAUUCCUGAAACCAUUAAAAUAACAAUUUUUAAAUUUAAUAAACAAAACUGUGAGCUAGUUUUUUUCCCCCCUAAAUUAUUAGAUUAGAUAAGUUUUCAUUAAAAGCUACCUUUUCCCGUGCAUUAAAAGGUUUCACUUAACCCCUCAACUUGUUUCUAAGAACUCAACACUUUUCAGCUUAUUGUUCGAGUAAAUGAAAAUCCAUGAAACAGAAGACCGCCAAGCAAAAUGACAUAUUAAUCUAUAAAAUAUGAACAUACGAAAACAUAGAUGUGUUUGUUUUUUUUUUUUUUAAUGUGUGUGCAAAAUAGUCAAAUACAAUUUGUGCAAGUGAGGAAGGAAUUAAGUAAAAGAUGAAAAGAGCUGAACGCUUGUCAUUUGAAAAUUUCGAGAAAAUUACUCCGAAUGAUUGCGGAAAAUUGGCGGAGCGGAGAAAGGAGUAAGGGAAAUAAAAUGAAAUGAAAUAUGCGUUUGAAAGAGAAGCGGGAGGCACACUUAAGAUUAAGCUAAAAUUUAACGAAACGAAAGGAAAAUAAAACCGAAAUCGAGAAAAGCAAGAGAACGGCAAGGGAAAGGCCCUUAAGUCCCUUAAGCAAAUGAGAAAAAGCAAAGCACUUGAUGUAGAGAAUUAUUUGUAGGUGCUUGAGAGUAACGGGCAGAUUAAUGCGGAUCCGCUGGGCCCCUCCGGCGACGGCGGUAAAUAUGCGGCAAAAAUAGUAUAAAU
This is a messenger RNA of Drosophila serrata, 4499 nucleotides long. RefSeq lists its product as uncharacterized. The record is from RefSeq and is a predicted model, not a curated record. Lineage: Eukaryota; Metazoa; Arthropoda; Insecta; Diptera; Drosophilidae.